Motacilla alba alba is the source of this 10579-nucleotide messenger RNA. It is a transcript of the gene TRPM1, whose product is annotated as transient receptor potential cation channel subfamily M member 1. Gene Ontology annotation, cellular component: membrane. Gene Ontology annotation, biological process: protein tetramerization; calcium ion transport into cytosol. Gene Ontology annotation, molecular function: calcium channel activity. The transcript has 27 exons. Lineage: Eukaryota; Metazoa; Chordata; Aves; Passeriformes; Motacillidae. The coding region runs from base 3356 to 8317 and encodes 1653 amino acids. The record is from RefSeq and is a predicted model, not a curated record.
UUCGUUCCUGAUAGUCUUCUACCUUGUGUCACAGCGAUAUGCACAACUGAAAUUUGCGCUGAAGAGCUGCGUAGUGACCUGCAGCUGAUGGGAGAAAGAUAAUUCCCUUGCACUGACAGUGUUCUGAUUAGACUUCUUCUUAGAUUUCUCAUUUUGAAGGAUGUGAAACAUGAAGUACUAGCUGCAGGAAGACAAAAUGAGUUUUCAGGUCCAAAAAUGAUGUCUCAACACUUCAAAAUUUAAAAAAUUGCGUGUGACUGUAAUGCGAUGUAGAAAUGCUGGCAAAGAAAUGCCACGUACCUUACAUAUUUCAGUAUUUUGAAUGCUAAUUUCGAGCUACCUCUGCAAAAAAUGGGGGUGGAGUUCUGGGGUUUUCUUUAUUUUGUGGGUUGUGACUUUUCAUUUUUUGGGGGCUGUUUUGAGUUUUCAAAAUUAGCCAGUAAUAUUACAUUCUGGAGCUCUCUUGUAGCAAUACACCUUCUGAUGAGCAAGCUUCUUUCUGUGUGUGUUUGUUUCCAGGAGAGUUUAUCUAGGUCUUUUGGUAGGUCAGGUAUUAUGGAAGUCUUGGAAAGGGAAAAGGGCAGAAUUUAUGGUGGUUUUCCCCCCCUCAGUGAGUGCUGGCCAUAGAGGAGGUUCCCCAGUGAAAGACAUUUAACAAACAUCAGCAGCCCCAUCGCAUUCGUCCCCGCAGUGCUGCUGCUGUCGUGUGAAGAAAUGCGUUCCUGCCAUAAAGCUCCUUGAGCUGGGAUGUGAGAGGUCUCACAGAGCCCCAGCCUACCUGUGAUUGUGAUCUCUGAGUAUUCACACACCAAUCUUUCAAGAGAUUGAGGAGCCAAGGAAGCCCAGGUUUUGCUCUUGUUACCCCCCAGCUCUUCAAAGCACGACCCCAAAGAAGCUCCCAUCCACUGUCGUGUCCUUCCUGCCCUUUGCUGUGGUGCCACUGGGCCCUGAGCAGGCACCCACCACCUGCUGAGCCAGAGACAGCCAUGGAAACAGCUCCUGGCCAGUUCCAGUCUCCUUUAGCUCCUCUAAUUCAGGAUUUAAAAGGUUUCUUUCCUGGUUUUGAUAACAGAUUAAAUCCAGAAAAUGGAAACUUUUAUUAUAGUUUUUCCCUACCAUUGCUCUAAUUUAAAUAAUGGAUAGACUGUGGCCAGCAUUUGAAAGAGAAGGAACAAUGUGCUGCACACCAUGAUAAAAAAAUCCAGGAACAUCACUGGACAUACUGUUUUCUGUUCUAUGGCACCCGUUAGUUCUCUUCACUCCCCUCUUCAUGGGUUUUAGAUGCAUAAGGACUGAAAAGAUUGACCAAAUUUUCUGAAAACUGUAAGCUUUGCAAUCUCCCAUUGCCCUCACUCUCUAUAAUUAUUUCAGCCCUAAAAUAUUCAGAUUUUCAGUAAGUUCCCAAUGAACGUUGGCAACUCUCUGGUGUACAUAAUGCAGGUUUCAAACAUAAGUAUUUAGAGUCUGCAGGAAAUAAUUUAAACCUUAAAUUCCAAUGCUUUUAUAAGGAUUUCUGAAAGAUUAUGAGAAAUAAUUUUGUGCAAACCCUGCAACCCAAGAGUUUAAAUAGCUGGAAAUUCUUUUUUUGAAAAUGACAGAAAGCAGCAGGGAAUAAAAUGCAUCUGAUUGUGGCAUAUUCUAUGAAAGGUUUUAGGUCUUAGCUAAUGCCCAGAAAAAAAUUGCUCUACUGAGUGUGAAAUUAGCCACAGACAGUUGCAAAUUUUCAACAGCUCAAACUCUUUAACAGAAUUCUACCUGAAGAAUCUUGCUGUCAGGAAAACUGUGCGUGCUGCAAACCAAUGUUAAUUUCUCCAGAGACAGAUUGGCUAGCUGGUGAAUUACAUACACAUUUGCAAAAAGGGUGCAUAUUUACAGUACGCUGGAGAACUAAAUAUUUAUAGUAUCUUUUCUCAAAAUAUGUAUUUGUUCAGCAUCUCCAGAAUUGAGAGACUUCUGAGAUAUUCAUAUAUUCUUUACAUUAUGAAUACAGAAAUGUUACUUCAUAGCAAUUUUAAAGUGUUUUAUUAACAUGCAUCUCAGUAUGCCUUAAGUACUGGUUUUUGGUCACCAAAUUUUGAAUGUGUCAGUGUAAAGAAUUCUUCAAGCUCAGCUUUUUAGUGUGCUUUGCACUUCAAGUAGUACUAACUACAACUGUGCAUUUAGAACAAACUCUCAUAGAUGAGUAAUGUUUCAUGCAACAUGUAGUCAUUUUCUUCAGUUGUUUUACGUUUGUGGUUUGCCCUAUUUCACAAAGAAAAAGGUCUCAAACCGUACUAUUAUGUCAUGUAUGAAAAAUCAGCGUGACAAGCUGACUUGUCAGAAGUUGUACAGUUCUCUCUGAAGUAGGAUCUUGUAAUCUCACAUAUCAAAGAAGUGCUUAUGCUUUUAGUCCUUUUUCAAACAGCAAACACAUCUUUGAUUUUUUCUACUCCAACAGUCAUUAUUCUUAAUAAUAUGGACUUGAAUGACUCAGAUCUCACUGAUGGAGGCAAUAUUCUAGUCCUAAUCAAUGUUUUUUACAUCUGCAUGUAAGUGUGGGCUAGUCUUUUCUGCAGGCAUGAUUAACAUCUACUGACACAAUUUUCUAAACCACAAAUAACCAGGAGAAUUAAGUAUGUGGGUAGUUUUAGUGAGAACUAUUCUCAGGCUCAAUUCUGUAUUAAGGGAAGUACCUUGUCAUGUUGAUCAUGAUUUCAUAAGUGUUGAUGAAUUGCACAAAAGUUUGCUGUUGAGGGUGUUGGGUUUUCAUUAUAAUAGCAGUUUUAUAUUUCAGAUUAGUAAGAAUGACCUGUAUUAAAGGCUCAUAGUUUAGAAUAAUUUAAGAGAAAUAGCCCACAUGCAAAUAAUCUGGAAGCACCCUGACUUCUUUUGAAAACAUUAUCUAGCAGAGUCUUUACAUUAACCAAGACAGAUAAGAGUUAUAGUACAAAAAACAUUCCUGAGCCUUGUCAGAACUACAUACCAGGGUCAUCUUAAAUCUUUAAAUAAGAAUUAUCAACAAAAUUAUGUUACAGAUGAGACUAGUAAUUACCAGGCUACUUUGGCUAAUAGAAUAAUAGAGGCUGCUUACUGUCUUUCCUUGCUCAUCCAUCCUGCUGUAUCAGACCUCUUGAGAAUGGUCACUCAGGUGAAGUUGCUCACCACUUCCCAUCUUAGUGUCUUGGUUAGUGUGUAAGAUCUGGGAGUUAAACUGGCCUGUGGAGUGGCUGUGGGCUGAAGGUUCUUUGGGGAGAAAGGUGCAGAGGCUCAGUACAGGUUGGUGUUUGUAUUCCCCAUCUCCCAAGCAUCCAGACAGAAUGGCUAAAGGCAAGAGGAGGAUUUGGCAAGGUAUUAACAGAACUGGAAUAAGUAACACAUGGAGAUUAACAUUAUUGUUAGCAUGUCUUCCCUGAAAUUUGGUGCAGUAAGGGAAAGGACAAACUGUUGCAGGAAUGGUCAGAAGGCUUGGAUAGAGAAGACUUUUUCUAAAAGAGAAUGCAUCUAUAUAAUUGCCAACAACAAAGACGUUACCAGGUGCUGCUGUGGCCAGCUUAUUAACCAACAUAUUCCACCUCCUCCAAGUAUAACAGCUAAUAAAAAUGAAGAAGAAACGAAGCAAGUGGAAGCUCAGCCAGAGAAAUGGUCUGUCAGUAAACACACCCAAGCAUACCCAACAGAUGCCUAUGGAAACCUGGAAUUCCAGGGAGGAGGACAUUCAAAUAAGGCCAUGUACAUCCGUGUGUCGUACGACACUAAACCAGAUUCUCUGCUGCAUCUCAUGGUGAAAGACUGGCAACUGGAACUGCCCAAACUCUUAAUCUCUGUCCAUGGAGGCCUCCAGAACUUUGAAAUGCAACCAAAAUUAAAGCAAGUGUUUGGAAAAGGUCUGAUAAAGGCUGCCAUGACCACAGGAGCUUGGAUUUUUACUGGUGGUGUUAGUACAGGUGUCAUUCGUCAUGUGGGAGAUGCCUUGAAAGAUCAUUCUUCCAAAUCCAGAGGACGAAUAUGUGCCAUAGGAAUUGCACCGUGGGGCAUUGUAGAAAACAAGGAAGAUCUAAUAGGAAAAGAUGUAACACGAGUUUACCAAACAAUGUCAAACCCCUUAAGUAAGCUCUCUGUGCUCAACAGUUCCCACACCCACUUCAUUCUGGCAGACAAUGGCACGUUAGGUAAAUAUGGAGCUGAAGUCAAGUUGCGGCGUCAGUUGGAAAAACACAUUUCCCUCCAGAAGAUUAACACACGACUGGGGCAAGGUGUUCCUGUAGUCGGGCUCAUAGUAGAAGGAGGUCCCAAUGUGAUCUCCAUUGUCUUGGAGUGUCUGCGGGAAGACCCCCCUCUCCCAGUGGUGAUCUGCGACGGCAGCGGGCGAGCGUCCGACAUUCUGUCAUUUGCACACAAGUAUUCAGAGGAAGGAGGGAUAAUAAAUGAAUCCCUUAGGGACCAGCUUCUAGUUACCAUCCAGAAAACCUUUAACUACAACAGGAAUCAAGCUCAUCAGCUGUUCGUCAUUCUUAUGGAGUGCAUGAAAAAAAAAGAACUUAUCACCGUGUUCCGCAUGGGCUCGGAAGGGCAGCACGACAUUGAGAUGUCCAUCCUAACUGCUCUCCUCAAAGGUACCAAUGCAUCUGCUCCAGACCAGCUCAGCCUGGCUUUGGCCUGGAAUCGUGUAGACAUUGCACGCAGCCAAAUCUUUGUGUUUGGACACCACUGGCCACCUUUAGGAAGCCUUACAGCUCCUGAUGGUACAGCUCCUGAGAAGGAAAAGAAAUCUCCAGCACCUCAGACUAAAGCAGGUAGAGGGAAAGGAAAAGGAAAGAAAAAGGGAGGAAAAGCAAAAGAAGAACCAGAAGAAGAAACAGACCCAAGAAAACUUGAACUCCUGAACUGGGUGAACUCCCUGGAGCAGGCUAUGCUGGAUGCGCUGGUCCUGGAUCGAGUGGACUUUGUGAAACUGCUCAUAGAGAAUGGAGUGAACAUGCAGCACUUCCUGACCAUUCCUCGCCUGGAGGAACUGUAUAAUACUAGACUGGGUCCACCAAAUACACUGCAUUUGCUAGUCAGAGAUGUGAAAAAGGGAAAUCUUCCACCAGAUUAUCAUAUCAGCCUAAUAGAUAUUGGUCUUGUCCUGGAAUAUCUCAUGGGCGGAGCCUAUCGCUGCAACUACACUCGGAAAAGCUUUCGCACUCUUUAUAAUAAUUUAUUUGGACCAAAAAGGCCAAAAGCUCUUAAACUACUGGGAAUGGAGGAUGAUGAGCCUCCCACCAAAGGGAAGAAGAAAAAGAAGAAAAAGGAGGAAGAGAUUGAUAUUGAUGUGGAUGACCCAGAAGUCAGCCGCUUUCAGUACCCCUUUCACGAGCUGAUGGUGUGGGCUGUGCUCAUGAAACGGCAGAAGAUGGCCCUGUUCCUUUGGCAACGAGGGGAGGAAUCCAUGGCCAAGGCACUCGUGGCUUGUAAACUCUACAAGUCUAUGGCCCAUGAGUCUUCAGAGAGUGAGCUGGUGGAUGACAUUUCUCAGGAUCUGGACAACAACUCAAAAGAUUUUGGCCAGCUGGCUGUUGAACUCUUAGAUCAGUCCUAUAAACACGAUGAGCAGAUUGCCAUGAAACUGCUGACAUAUGAACUGAAAAACUGGAGUAAUUCUACCUGCCUGAAGCUGGCUGUGGCAGCUAAACACAGGGACUUCAUUGCUCACACCUGCAGCCAGAUGCUCCUAACAGACAUGUGGAUGGGGCGGCUGCGCAUGCGGAAAAACCCCGGCCUUAAGGUUAUAAUGGGAAUUCUCUUCCCUCCCACCAUCCUUUUCCUGGAGUAUCGCAGUUACGAUGACUACUCCUACCAAACAUCAAAAGAAAAUGAGGAAGGCAAAGAAAAAGAGGAGGAAAAUGCGGAUGCAAAUGCAGAUACAGGCUCCCGAAAAGGGGAUGAAGAGAAUGGAAAGAAAAAACAACAGAGCCUCCCAAUUGGAACAAAGAUCUAUGAAUUCUAUAAUGCACCUAUUGUCAAAUUUUGGUUCUACACAAUAUCAUACCUUGGUUACUUGAUGUUAUUUAAUUACAUCAUCUUGGUGCGGAUGGAACGGUGGCCAUCAGUCCAGGAAUGGAUUGUCAUCUCCUACAUCGUGACUUUGGCUUUGGAGAAAGUCAGAGAGAUUUUAAUGUCAGAGCCUGGCAAGCUGAGCCAAAAAAUCAAAGUUUGGCUCCAGGAAUACUGGAACAUUACUGACCUGGUGGCUAUUUCAGUAUUUAUCAUAGGAGCAAUUCUUCGCCUGCAGAACCAGCCUUACAUGGGUUAUGGAAGAGUGAUUUACUGCGUAGAUAUAAUUUUCUGGUACAUUAGAGUACUAGAUAUCUUUGGUGUGAACAAAUAUCUGGGACCUUACGUCAUGAUGAUUGGAAAGAUGAUGAUUGACAUGCUGUACUUUGUGGUCAUCAUGCUUGUGGUUCUGAUGAGCUUUGGAGUAGCCCGGCAGGCUAUCCUGCACCCGGAUGAGGAGCCCUCCUGGAGACUGGCACGCAACAUCUUCUACAUGCCCUACUGGAUGAUCUACGGAGAGGUGUUCGCUGACCAGAUAGACCUCUAUGCCAUGGAAAUCAAUCCUCCUUGUGGGGACAAUCUUUAUGAUGAUGAUGGUAAACGCCUUCCUCCGUGCAUCCCAGGGGCCUGGCUCACUCCUGCUAUCAUGGCCUGUUACCUCUUGGUAGCAAAUAUCCUGUUGGUAAACCUGCUGAUUGCUGUCUUCAACAAUACCUUCUUUGAGGUAAAAUCAAUAUCCAACCAAGUCUGGAAGUUCCAGCGGUACCAGCUGAUCAUGACAUUCCAUGACAGACCUGUCCUGCCACCACCAAUGAUUAUCUUCAGCCACAUCUACAUCAUCAUCAAGCGGAUCUGCUGCCGCUGCAAGAAGGGUGAUGGAGACCAGGAUGAGCGUGACAGGGGACUGAAGUUAUUUCUGAAUGAUGAAGAGCUAAAAAAACUCUAUGAGUUUGAAGAGCAGUGUGUAGAAGAAUACUUCCAGGAGAAAGAGGAUGAGCAACAAUCAUCUAAUGAUGAACGCAUCAGAGUUACGUCUGAAAGAGUUGAAAAUAUGUCGAUGAGGCUAGAAGAAGUGAAUGAAAGAGAACAUUUUAUGAAAGCGUCUCUCCAGACAGUCGACCUGCGUCUGUCUCAGCUGGAGGAGCUCUCCGGUCGGAUGGUGAACGCUCUGGAGAAGCUGGCGGGCAUCGACAAGUCCGAGCUGACGUACUCGCGCUCGCGGGCUUCGUCAGAGUGUGAUGCCGCCUAUCUCCUGAGGCAGAGCAGUGUCAACAGCUCUGAUGGCUACAGCAUGUACAAAUACCACAUCAGUGGUGAUGAGCUGACCUACGAUGACAGCACCACCCCUAUGUCACCAGCCAUGCGUAAAAAAGCCCACUCUAUUGGUACCAAAGAAGACGGAGCAGACCCGAGGAUGCUGGUCCCAGAACACCAAACUGGACUCCAUACCUCGAGUCCUAAUGCAGUUGCUACAGCAGAUCACAGUAAAUCUACAUCAGAACUUGCACAGAAUGUUUCCAGAGCCCAUUCUGGUUCAGGUGGUUUGGGGAGUGAAAAGCAGGGGGUUUUCAGUAGCGAUGGAAUGAUUCCUCAAAGUGUAAACCAGAUGAAUGCUGUUACGAACAGUCAGUCAGUAGCAGGACCAGAUUUUCAGAACACUCAGUUAAAAGUAGAACGUACCAAGUUAGAAGCAACCAUCUCUUACCCCUUGGACAAAUCCAACGCAAUGCGCUAUUUUCCUCCUGAAGCUUUCAGUGCUUGUCAAACCACUAUGAUGAAGUCAAGGAGCUUUAUAUUUGCACAAGGUGGAAAGCUGGUUGGAGGAGUUAACAACUGGACCUCGGAGUACAGUACCAUUAUGGAUCAGGUGUGCCCUUCUGCAAUUGAACAGUGGGCCACAGAGUGGAAAUACGAAGUUGAGCAGCAGCUUUCUCAAGAGCGUCCUCCAGAAUACCCCGGGUUGAUCUCUGAAGCAGAAAGGCAAGCGGAGGAGAAGCAGAUGGACACAGAUGAUGAUAGUAAUGUUGGUGAAACAGGUAUGAGUGCCUCUUACACCUCUAUGCCUGCCCCUGUCAAGGCUGAGAAGGAGAAUUUCCUGUCAGCAAAGCCAGAACGGACUCCUGGGUUCCCAUCAGUACGCUCCAAGAGUUUGCACAGCCAUUCCCGGAAAGCCAAGUCAGUGAAGGACAAAUUAAAUAGACCAGGACAUGCCAGCAGUGUAACUAAUUUGGUGGUAGCGUUUGGCAGUGCAACAGAAGAACAGAAAACCAGGCAAGAAAAUGCAUCCACCGAAACUGAAUGUUAAAGUGGCUUAUGGCCCCUGUUUUACCAACAGCUGAGAAAGCAGAGUGAUUAAUUGAACAAAUUAGGGAUUUUAAAAUUAAUUUCUAAAGAAGAAUUGUGAAUAUAUGUAUUUCUCUUCUUUUAAACUUAAUAGAUACAUGUUCUGUUCUUAAAUAAAUGCUUGCUGGGUUGGGUGAAAGGGAGAUGUUCUCUCAGAGGCAGGUAGAAAGUAGGUACAGUCCACGGAUGCCGACUACAUAGAUAUUCCUUUGUUCCAUUUCAGCCUCCCUCGUACACUCAUUUACUGACAAGCUCAUGAUAAAAGCUCUUAGAGUAAGAGCAAUAUUGUAAUGUAAUAAUUUUAUCAGAAGAUUUCUCAAACUGAACAAAUUUUUAACCAGCCUUUAAGUUUUAUCCUUACUUAUGCAGCUGGUUUCUUUGUAGCCAUGGUGUUUUUCAGAUCAAAACAAAGUUGUUGGAGGCAAGGCAAAAUUAUGCAGUCCCCUCUUUCACUUCUGUUUCCAUGGAUGCUUCUUAGCUUCUCUUUCCGAAUGGCAUGACAUGGCAGUUCUCAUCCAAUAAAAUAGGUUAGAGUGGCAAAAUACAGUUGUGUUUGGAGAAAUCUGACCUGGAAAGCCACGUGUAGAUGUAUUCUUAAUCUGUCCUUGAACUUUAGUGGCAUAAUCUUGCUUUCAGAAUCACAUCUGUCCCCAACCCAAAGCAUGCUGACAGCCUUAAACUGUUGAAAAACAGUGAUCAUUGUUUCAAAAUGUUUAGGGACAUUCUAAUAAUAUCAAGUAGAUAGAUAUUUUAAUAAUAGAAAUCCAAGAUCUGCAUUAGUGCUUUGUAAAAAUGAGGAUGACAACCGAAGUCCAUGUAGACGUAGAAUAAGAUUCUGACUUUUCUUAGACGUUUGCGAGGGAAAACAAAUGAAAACAGAACAGGAAAGAACAGAACCUGUUCUGGUCAGGUGAGAUCAAAAUACAGCUGAUCUUUGCUUGAAACAAAUCUACUGUGACAAAUUCAUCUUCCAUUUUGCAAUUUCAUUAUGACACGUGAGGAACAAGGAAAAUUUUUCUAGGAGUCUAUCUAAACAAAAUGUAGAUUUUCCAGAUGAGAAUGGAAAUUCUGUGCAUUUUCUUGAGUAAAUUUCAGAAACAAAUGUCAAAGAAGAAAAAAAAGACUCUACAGCAAAAGUGUUUUGAAGACUAAGAGUGGAAAUCAACAUUCAUGGUUAGGUGUAUCCAGAGCACUUGUCUCUGCAGUGGCAUUCUGAGUACCAGGUUUUGAUAAUUUUCUUCAUAAUAACAGGGUGUUACUUGGGUCAUUCUUCCCUGUUAAGUUUUAGGAACUUUGAUUUCCCAAAUAUUCAGCACCUCUCUUCGCAGGGGAUGCUUACCACUGAGCAAUUUUGAAAAUUAGUUAAAGGCAAAAUACUGGUCAAAGGUUUAUGCUUAACUCAUUAUCCAUCAGAACUCAUUCAUAUGCUAUUUUGAAAAGAUGUCAUUUCUUUUUUCACUCACCAUCAGCCCCACAGUGCAGGUCUCAAUGUCCUCCUUGACAAUGACGCUUACAGCAUUUUGACAUGCAGAGAUUGAUGGAUUGACUCUAUAAAUGCAUUAAUGGUAUCUGAUUUGUAUUGUUUGCAUUAUAUUUUCAUACUCCUGAAGUACUGUUACCAGACUGAACAAUCAUGGAAAGGGCACAGACAUUUCACAAAGUUCAGUCAUCAUUUCUUUUGGAUUUUUGCUAUCUUGGUUCUUACCAGCGGGUUUACUGGUUUCACUGCUGUUGGAACAGCGUUGGUAUUUUGCUUUUUAUGUGGGCUUCUCCAACUUAGGGAACUUGACAUUUUGUAAAAACAGAAUGACAUUUGAAAUUGUUUCACUUCCAUGUUUACUUCUGUGUUACCAUUCUGUGCAACUACAUAGCCAUUGUGUAUACGUGGUUAAAGUAGCCUCCAGUUUGCCAAUGCCUUUUUAUUGUUUGCCUGCACGUUCACCAGAAAUGGAUUCGUUAACAAACACAAAGGGAUGCAGCUUUUCAGCACUGUGCUAAACAAGCAGUAUGCAUUGUGGAAUGGAAUAGAGUGUGUUGCAUACCUCUUGUUACAUUGUUUUUACAAAAUGUGUGUUAAUCAUGCUUUUGACCACUUCAUUUUUUUCAGCAUUUACAUUGAAAAUUUAUCUGAUAGCAUGUAGAUUUCAAACAAAAAUCUUUUACCUUUGUAUUUAUAUACUUCCUUUGUGUAAAAAUAUUUAUAAAGAAACAUAUGAAAAAUAUG